AUGCUCCCUUCCCCUUCCCUGUGCCUGGACGACCAAAUCCAUGAUGUGGACUCUGCAAUGGAGGAGGUGGAGGAGAAUCCCAACAACAAUGAAAAUGAGGAUGACCAGCCUUCCAGUAACAAGAACAAGGAUGACCUGCCAUCCAGUAGUGAGAAAGAGGAUGACCAGCUGCCCAGUAGCAAUGAUUAUGACAAGGGUUCCAAUUACAAUGAGAAUGACAAUGACAAUGAGGAGAUGGAGAGCUCGAGCAACUCCCAUGAUGAUGAUGAUGCAUGUGCUCGCAAUGCUCAGACCAUUUCUUGUGCCCAGUCCCUGCUUCCCCCAUCCUUGCCACCCACAUAUGAGUCUGAUGACUCUGCCCAUCCUACUUCAGAAGAAGGGCAAAGUGACCAUGACACCCAACUCCUGAACCUCAAGAAGCUGGGGAAUCUGUCCACAGCAGCAUUAGAUGAAAUACAUGCUUUUGCAAAGGAUUCUACACAUGACAUACUCAUUGCUAUGGGAUUUAGUGUUAAGGCUUCUCAUACCAAAAUUAAUGAGGCCAAUCUCUUCCACUUGUGGUAUUGGGCCAUGCAGCCCAAACCAGAUGGUGCUAGUCAAAAUUCAAUCAACAAUUUGAUUACAAAGGAGUACAACACCCUCAUGAUAGGCAUCCCCAAGGAUGACUUCACAGCAAGGAGGGAAAAGUUAAAAGCCAUCUAUGAGUGGACUAGAGUGGACAAUGCAAAGACACAAUUUUCUGGAUUGGCAGAGGCAUGGUCCAAUCUCAAGGAUAUUGAGAUAGUUGGAGCAGUAAUGUAUGUUGGACAGGACCCUGCAGGAUGUCAAACUUCUGGCAUAUUUGGAGGUUCCAAGAUGAUGAGAAACUUCAUCAAUGAAAAUGGCAUUGAUGUCCAGUCACUCAUGGAUAAGUAUACCAUGAUUUUCAAGUGUCUCAGGAAUGGCAAUGGUGCAGAUGCCAGGGUGGCUGGCACUGGUUCCAUUGGAGAUGUGGGUUCUGUGCUGGAACUACAUUGCUGUACAAAGGAGACUCCAAGAGACCACAACCACAGAGUAUCCAGAAGCAUGAUGAAGGAGAAGAUGUUGGCUGCAUUGAGAGAUCUGCAUGUCACACAUGGCAUUGAAGUUGGUGAUCCCCAGAGAGUUUCCUGGCACUGGCUUCUCGAGUUUUUGUGGAAGAGCCACCUCACUAUUGUCAACUGGCCCCAUGGUGUAUCUCCACCAGGCCCUGGUUUCAAGUACAAAAAACUGGGUCUUUUGUAUGAUGGGCAAACUGAUGAUGAGGAAGAACAAGAUAGUCUGGAUGAUUUGGAUGCUGACCCUUUGAAGGGUGAGAUCGUGCUCAUCAAAGCUACCGAUGGUACUGUUUUGCAGCAGAUCUCAGAUGAUCCAGAGUGGCAGAAGUCCCUCAAGGAAACAGAUCACCAGCAGCAAGGCACAGAGGUCCUUCAACAGCCACAACCCCAACUGCAGCAACAACUCCCUUUUCCCUCUCAGAAGCAACCCUGUGUGGAGGCAUCAAAUUGCAAUACUAUUGGUCCCCAGGCUUUACAGUCUGACUGUCAAACUGUGCCACAUGAUCAACACCAGGAUGUGCGCCCCAUUGGACAAGAUUCAUGUCAUGACCUGUCCACAAUUCCAAGCAAUGUGCACACUCGAGAGCCUGGCCCAUCCAAGCCUCCUGUGCUGGCUCUGUGA
This is a messenger RNA of Pisolithus orientalis, 1698 nucleotides long. RefSeq lists its product as uncharacterized. The transcript is spliced from 13 exons. NCBI's taxonomy places the organism in Eukaryota, Fungi, Basidiomycota, Agaricomycetes, Boletales, Pisolithaceae. The record is from RefSeq and is a predicted model, not a curated record. The coding region runs from base 1 to 1698 and encodes 565 amino acids.